This is a messenger RNA of Salvia miltiorrhiza (redroot sage), 735 nucleotides long. RefSeq lists its product as uncharacterized. The record is from RefSeq and is a predicted model, not a curated record. NCBI's taxonomy places the organism in Eukaryota, Viridiplantae, Streptophyta, Magnoliopsida, Lamiales, Lamiaceae. The transcript has 2 exons. The coding region runs from base 1 to 735 and encodes 244 amino acids.
AUGGCCAAAGACUUUUUCACGGUGAAGUUCUCAACGCUGAACGAUAAAAGAAAAGCCAAGGAUAAGGUUAUUUUAGAGCUAUCAAUGGGCCAAGUUCGACUUCGUGAAUGGAGUCGCUAUUUCAACCCAUAUAAGGAAGCUUCUUCUUUAGCUGAGAUUUGGUUGCGCAUUUAUUAUCUGCCUGUGGAGAUGUGGACUCAGGAGAUUAUAGCAGGGAUUGGUUAUGCACUGGGACAUCCGUUACGUAUUGAUCACGCGGCGCAUGGACAAGCGGGACACUUUGCUCGUGUUCAGGUUAAAGUGGAUAUGGCGAAGCCUCUUUUGGAAUAUAUGGAUGAUGAAAACAAAGCUUCGCUUGCUGCCGCCCCCAAGUCGAAGGAGCAUCCUAAAGCCCGGGGUACGAAUCCCUCUUGGCAGCCUAGAGGACAAGAUAAUAUCACAAAGGAUCAGGGGGAUAUUGUGAAGGAUCAUAUGUCGGGGCCGGAUUUGGCUGCCAUUCUUGUGCCGAUCAAGGAAAAUGAGCUGCCUCCUGUGGGUGUCUCAAACUGGUUUGAUGUGCUUGAUGAUGAGGACGUUGAGGGUGAUAAAAUUGUUAAGGGAGUGGCAGGGUCAGGGAUUGAAGGAAAGCAGAUUGAGGAUGGUAUGACACAGGUGGCACUCUUGGGUACUGCCAAAGAAACAGUUGCUAAUGAGCGUGGGCUUAGUCGGAUGCCUAGGGUGAGACGGUCGGUGUAA